AUGGCCGCCAGAGGAAAGCUAAGAGCUGGGUCGGGUUCCCCGCUUGAGCCGCCCCGCCUCCCUGUCUACAGCCGAUGCCAAGCCCCGCCCCCCUGUCUGCAGCCAACGCCAAGCCCCGCCCCCCUGUCUGCAGCCGACGCCGAGCCCCGCCCCACUGUCUGGAGCCAAUGCCAAGCCCCGCCCCCUUCACACUACGGAUCGGCUGCUGUCGAGUGCCAACAUAACAUCAAGUCUCAUUUGAAGGAGAAGUUCAGGUGUAUGUUUGAGGGAAUCGCUAAAGCAGGACAUUCAACACCUCUGAAUGACUUCUACACAGAGCUCUUCAUCACAGAGAGAGGCAGUGGAGAAGUCAACAAGGAACAUGAGGUCAGACUAAUUGAAACAGCUUCCAGGAAACCAGCUAAGGAGAUAACACCAAUCAAAUGUGAAGACAUCUUUAAACUCUUACCUGGAAAAGAUCAACCAAUCAGAACAAUAAUGACAACUGGAGUGGCCGGCAUUGGUAAGACCGUCUUAACGCACAAGUUCACUCUGGACUGGUCUGAAGGCAAAGCCAACCACGACAUACACUUUACAUUUCUGUUCACUUUCAGAGAGCUGAAUUUAGUGAGAGAGAAAGAGUUUAGCUUGGUGGAACUUCUUCAUCACUUCUUUAAUGCAACCAAAGCAGCAGGAAUCUGCAGAUAUGACCAGUUCCAAGUUGUCUUCAUCUUGGAUGGACUGGAUGAGUGUCGACUUCCUCUGGACUUCCAGAGGAACCCGAUCUUGACUGAUGUCACAGAGUCCACCUCGGUGGACGUGCUGCUGACAAACCUCAUCAGGAGCGACCUGCUUCCCUCUGCUCGCAUCUGGAUAACCACACGCCCUGCGGCAGCAAAUCAGAUCCCUGCUAAGUAUGUUGGCAUGGUAACAGAGGUGAGGGGGUUCACCGACCCACAGAAGGAGGAGUACUUCAGGAAGAGAUUCAGGGAGGAGAAUCUGGCCAGGACAAUCAUCUCCCACAUCAAGAUAUCACGAAGCCUCCACAUCAUGUGUCACAUCCCAGUCUUCUGUUGGAUCACUGCUACAGUUCUGGAGGACUUCUUCAAAACAUCCCAGAGAAGAAAAAAUAUUCCCAAGACUCAGAUGUACAUUAACUUUCUGAGGGUUCAGUCCAUACAGGGGGACAGGAAGUACCAUGGGAGAGCUGAAACAGAUCCACACUGGAGUUCAGAAGGAAGGGAGAUCAUUGUUUCUCUGGGAAAACUGGCUUUUGACCAGCUGGAGAAAGGCAAACUGAUCUUCUAUGAGGAAGACCUGACAGAGUGUGGCAUCGAUGUCAGAAGAGCCUCAGUGUACUCAGGAGUGUUCACCCAGAUCUUUAAAGAGGAGUGUGGGCUGUACCAGGACAAAGUGUUCUGCUUUGUCCAUCUGAGCAUCCAGGAGUUUCUGGCUGCCUUUCAUGUUUCCCAGUCCUUGAUCAAUACUGGUGUCAAUCUGCUCUCAGAGGAACCACCAACCUCCAGGAAAGAUACACUCACCCUCUACCAGAGUGCUGUGGACAAGGCCUUACAGAGUGAGAACGGACACCUGGACUUGUUCCUCCGCUUCCUCCUGGGCCUCUCUCUGGAGACCAAUCAGAAUCUACUACGAGGUCUGCUGGCACUGACAGGAAGUAGCUCACAGAUAAAUCAACAAACAGUCUGUUAUAUCAAGGAGAAGAUGAAUGGAGACCUCUCUCCAGAGAGAAGCAUCAAUCUGAUCCACUGUCUGACUGAGUUGAACGACCAUUCUCUAGUGGAGGAGAUCCAACAUCUUCUGACAUUAGGAAGUCUCUCCAGAAGAACACUAUCUCCUGCUCAGUGGUCAGCUCUGGUCUUCAUCUUACUGUCAUCAGAAGAGGAGCUGGACGUGUUUGACCUGAAGAAAUAUUCUGCUUCAGAGGACGGUCUUCUGAGGCUACUACCAGUGGUCAAAGCCUCCAAAACAUCUCUGCUGAAUGACUGUCAUCUGUCAGAGAGAUGCUGUGAAGCUCUGGCCUCAGUUCUCAGCUCCACCUCCUCUAGUCUGAGAGAGCUGGACCUGAGUACCAAUGAUCUGACGGAUUCAGGAGUGAAGCUGCUCUCUGCUGGACUGGGGAGUCCACACUGUACACUGGAAUCUCUCAGCUUGUCUGGCUGCCUGAUCACAAAGAAGGGCUGUGCUUCUCUGGCCUCAGCUCUGAGCUCUAACCCCUCCCAUCUGAAAGAGCUGGACCUGAGCUACAAUCACCCAGGAGACUCAGGAGCUGCGCUGCUCUCUGCUGGACUGGAGGAUCCACUCUGGAGACUGGACACUCUCAGUGUGGAGCACGGUGGUGUGUGGAGGCUGAAAUCAGGUCCACUAGGGGGCGGUGAAUCCACCUCGGUGCAGUUCAACUUCUGGCCAACAGGAUCAGGGUGA
Messenger RNA from Gadus chalcogrammus (walleye pollock), 2421 nucleotides. RefSeq names its product NLR family CARD domain-containing protein 3-like. Gene Ontology annotation, molecular function: protein binding. The coding region runs from base 1 to 2421 and encodes 806 amino acids. The transcript has 8 exons. The record is from RefSeq and is a predicted model, not a curated record. Lineage: Eukaryota; Metazoa; Chordata; Actinopteri; Gadiformes; Gadidae.